Funneliformis mosseae is the source of this 606-nucleotide messenger RNA. The record is from the annotation of a GenBank genome assembly. Lineage: Eukaryota; Fungi; Glomeromycota; Glomeromycetes; Glomerales; Glomeraceae.
UUACAUGGAAAUAGUUUACUGCAAAAAUCUCUCGGGUUACACGGCGACGCGUCAUUGGUUACCUUUCGUCUAAUUCCAAUCGACCAAGGAUCUGAUUAUAAGGAAAAUAGCGAUUAUAAUAAGCCUUAUUACAGAGCAACCAUAAAUUAUUCGUACCCUGCCAAGUUAGAUGAUGUUGCAUCUACCAAUAUCAAAGUUGAUGAUAAUGAUUCUGCAUCAGUUAUUGAACAUGUCAAACAGAUGAUUCGAAAAUUAAGACCAGAAUGCGAGACGACCGAAAUUUUAUUAGAAUUAUGGAAGCUAGCUCCUAAAGCAAUUCCAAUCGAUCUGGAAAAAUACCCAUUUAAAACUUAUAAUCCAACUCAACGAAGAAAUUAUCGAGACAUUAACCCAUCAUCUGUCAGUCAUUGGAAAAGUAGUCGAAUAACGUUGUUAGGAGAUGCCGUUCAUGCAAUGAAUCCUAUACUUGGAUUAGGAACCAAUAACGCUAUUCAAGAUGCCGAUUUGCUCUCUCAAGCGUUAAUUAAUUCAUCAUCAGAAGAUUUUAUUUCUAGCAUUCAAGGUUAUGAAAAUGAAAUGCGAAAAGAGCAUCCGCUGACGUGUUAA